Molecule: messenger RNA, 4490 nt
Organism: Leucoraja erinaceus (little skate)
Lineage: Eukaryota; Metazoa; Chordata; Chondrichthyes; Rajiformes; Rajidae
Product: transmembrane channel-like protein 7
Exons: 17
Coding region: 43-2169 (708 amino acids)
Cellular component (GO): plasma membrane
Molecular function (GO): mechanosensitive monoatomic ion channel activity
Source: RefSeq, a predicted model, not a curated record
AGCGCGCACCGUGUGCCGGGCAGGGAGGGCGGCGGCGACAUCAUGAAUGAGGAACGGCUGCCGAGGGACGCCAAGACGGGUAAUUAUUUCUCCAUCAAUCCACUCUUGCAUGAAUUGCCUAGCUAUCAGACGUUGGUGAGAGGGCCAUCCACAAUCAGACGGAAAAGCAUCCUCAGCUAUCCAUCCAGGACUUCACUAAGGAGAGGAGAAUCAGUGGGAGAUGAAAAUGAACAAGUCGACAGACCAUUGCGAGAACUUCCAAUUAGUAUUCAAGAGAAGAAGAACAUCAGAGCGAAACAAGAUAUUCAAAUUUCCUCGUUUGCAACUCAGAACAUUAUAUUAAAAAAAUUGAAAUGGAGACGACUUGCUCAAGGAGCCAAGGAGAAUGUAGAUAGACUAGAUCCGUGGAGAAAAGAUAUUCAUGAUAUAGAAGGCAAAUUUGGCACUGGAAUCCAAUCUUAUUUCUCCUUCCUCAGCUUUCUGGUUUUGCUGAAUUUUGUGAUUUUCAUAUUAAUGUUUACUUUUAUUACACUUCCAAUGAUCAUUGCAGACCAUGGAUUUCUUAACACCACAAGCCCCCAUGAUACCUCUUCUGCCAUAGCUGAAGAAUGUAAAGUAUACGAAGAGUUCAAUCCUAAGCUGGUCUUAUUCUAUAGUUACAUGACCAAUCUUCUCUCAGGAACAGGAUUCCUGGAGCAGACAUAUCUUUUUUAUGGAUUUUACCGAAUAGAAGACAUGCGUUCUUGGAAUUUUCACUACAAUUUACCACUUGCAUACUUUAUUACAACGUUUGCAUACAUCCUACUGAGUCUUUUCUGGAUAGUGAAGAGGGCAGUGGAAGGUUUCAAACAAAGCUUUAUCAGAUCAGAAGACCGAUUUCAGAGUUUUUGUAAUAAGAUUUUUGCAGGUUGGGAUUUUUGUAUCAGAGAUGAGCGUGCUGCAGAGUUGAAACAUCGUAGUCUUCAGUAUGAGCUGAAGACUGAUUUGGAUGAAGAAAGAAUUAAGCAGAAGAUUGCUGAUAGGACUCAGAAGGAAAAAGUCAAGAUCUACCUCCUGAGAGCGCUCUUGAACUUGCUUGUGGUAUUGAUACUGAUAGUUUGUUUCUACAUCAUUUAUCAAACUACUGUCUACUCUCAGCAGUAUAAUAACAAAAAAACUAAUUCCGGAAGCUUCACAAUUGAUCUAACGGUUGAAUACUUGCCCUCUAUUGUGAUCACUGCAGCUAACUUUAUCACUCCACUGCUGUUUGAACGUAUAAUUAGAUUUGAAGACUAUUCACCAGCUUUUGAGAUAAAAUUCAUGCUGAUCAGGUCUGUCUUUGUGCGAUUGGCUAAUAUUAUUGUCCUCUUGGUGAGCUUAUGGUUACAAAUUACAACAUGCGGUGAUGGAGAAUGCAAGACUUGUGGAUACAACCAUAAAUUGUACCCAUGUUGGGAAACUCGAAUAGGACAAGAGAUGUACAAGUUGAUGAUAUUUGACCUGAUUAUAAUUGCUUCUGUUACGUUGUUUGUAGAGUUUCCCAGAAAAUUGUUGGUGACAUUUUGCCCUUUUCCACCAUUCACAUGGUGGGGGCAGCAACAGUUCAGUGUUCCACAGAAUGUGCUGGCAAUUGUGUAUGGGCAGACCAUCUGCUGGAUAGGAACAUUUUAUUCACCAUUGCUUCCUGGAAUAGCAACUAUCAAGUAUUUCACUAUAUUUUAUAUCAAAAAGAUUUCUUUGAUGACCAACUGCCAGCCAUCCACCAGACCUUUUCGAGCAUCGAGUUCUAACUUUUUCUUCCUAGCAGUUCUGUUAAUUGGACUUCCAUUGGCCUGCGUUCCGAUAAUCUUCAGUAUUGCAUUAAUUAAUUCAUCAAAAUCUUGUGGGCCAUUUAUUCAUUUCAAUACCACUUGGGAAAUUAUACCGCACACUAUCAACUCCUUUCCAGACAGUCUCCGGCGGCUUCUGUAUGGAUUGGCGUCUGAAAUCUUUGCUGUGCCAUUCUUCAUCUUUGUGUGCCUCAUCCUGUUUUAUCUCGUGGCUUUGGCUGCAGCACACAAACGCGUGGUCAUGCAACUGCGGGACCAACUGGCUAUGCAAGGUCGUGACAAGCAAUAUCUGAUCAGAAAACUGACAAGGGAAUCAUUCAUUGCAAAGAAGAGACUUGCCAUGUCUAAGCUGAGAAACUGAAAUAGGUUUUAAUCACAUUUCAAGUGCACACGGGUGCUGCUGUGAGACAUAACUAACAUUUGGAAAUUGUUCUGUAAUGGAUGAUUUUUCUGAAACCUUUUCUUGACAAUUUUGUUGCUGAUAAAGUUAUCAGUAUUUCAAAAAUGUUCUUGGGGCAUUUUUCUUCCUAAUACUUAAAAUUGUACCUUUGCCAUAUUAAAAUCCAUAUUUGCUGAAAAUCUCUGGGUAACUGUAUGUAUUGAUUUAUUGUGUACUCAUUUGUAAAACAUAGCAUUUGUUUAUCAUUUAUUUCCCUCUGUACUUCCUAUAGAGGGUUGCAUAGACUACUAGAAAAUAGUGUUAUUUAUUUAUGUGCGUUUUCUUUAACAAUUUAACACUGUGAAGCAAUCAGUACUGUUCAAAUAUUACAUACACUACAAACACCACCCAUACACUUCAUUACCUUGUUUCAAAAACAUUUCUGAUAGAUCAAUUGAUAAAGGAGAUAAUUUUUGUGUUGAGGAUUUUACAAUUUCUGAAAUAUGGCUUGAGACUGCUCCACAAGGAAAAUCUAGUUUCCUCAGAAACAAAUGUGGACUACAGUCACCUGCUCUGAUUGUCGGUAGCUUCUAUUGCACUGAUUUGCGUCUCCAUUCCUUUAUAUAAUCACCAUCUAAAGCUGCUGUUUAGUGAGCGGAGCUGAUAUGAUUUGGUCAACAGUUGUGACUGGAACGCUUCACUCAAACAGCCUUAGAUUUCUAAAAUUCCACUUCAUGGUUUUAAUUUCUAUGGUGGUUUACCCAAUUAUCUGCUGGAACUUAACACAUAAAGCCUGUUUUGCAAAUGAGAUGUUUGGUUGAGGUUACCUUUGUUGUUGUUUCAUGGCUAUAAAAUGUAGAAUAUCAAUGUAAUUACAAAAUAUACAGUCAUAUGCUUGUGUAUUGUUGUGUCCUGCAGUUCCUGCAAAGGGUUAACCUUUUAGCACAUGCCCUCACCUGCUGGUUAAUAAUGUCUAUUAUUAAAUUAUUUUUUCUUUAUCUCUCAGAAAUCAUUACCAUGGGAGAUUUGAUGGUGAAACAUUGGGAUGGAUCUUGCUAGUAAGAUUGGUAAUAAACCCCACCCACCAGUAUUAGUGUACUGUACACUACAGUAUAUUACACCAGUAUUAUACUGUACACUACAGUACAGUUCGGCAAAUCCAGGGAGACAUCCAGGGUGAAUUUGCACCUCUCCAUCAUAAACUUUGGACAAUUGACAGCUCAUUCUCGCUUUUCGCAUUAUGUGUUAAACCUGCCACAGAUCUGAUAGAGCUUGUUCAAACCGUGCCAAUAAUCCUCUCUAAUUCAUAUACCAUCAGAUUAAAGGCUUCAUGUUAUUCUGAUAUGUCAUUACAUGUUAAAAUACUUAACCCAAUUUCUAGAGAAAGAUUUUCUGUACUGUCAUGAAAAUGAGUAGUUGAAAACUGGGGAGCCUGUGAGUUACGCAAUGUUUGCUAUUUCUAUUCCAUAGUUGGGAUGUUGGUCUCACUAUUCCAAGUCCCAGCUGUACUAAUGUAAUCACCAUGCUGGUGUAAACUGUACCAAUCGAGUUAUGGGGCAGAAAUGCAAUGAGACAAAGGAUGCAAGGUCCUACCCAUUGACAUAAGCUGUAAGAAUCCUCCUGAUAAUAAUCAACCUCAUUUCAAAAACACACUUCCUUCAGACUUCAAGACAAAUUGAAAGAAAAAUCAAGAGAAAGGAAAAUACUUGUUAUUGUGAUAUUGUUGAGCAGAUUGAGACCACCGCUGUCCAAUCAGCAGAAUUCCUAUCCACUGCAAUGAGUAAAACUGGAAGUGAUACAAGUCGACAUUCACAAAACAAUUGUACUUCAUUGCUGUAAAAGAACACAGUACUAACAUGGUCAAUAUUUGAUGUGGCCCAGGGAAUACUAUCAUAAACCGAGGCUGUGCUGUAAAUCUGCAUUGAAUAUGUUGUGAUUCUGCCAUCCCCAGAGGAUUACAAUUAGAUGACUGCCCAUAAUAGAGGCUUUUCUGCAGGAAUUUCCCAACAGUAUCCAGCUGCUGCAUGGGCUAGAUUAGGUGUGUUGUGUGAGAACAUAUUGCAAUAGAAUGGAUAACUUGGCUCACAAGUUAGUGUUGUAAUCACUACAUUUUUAUACUAAAUCUAGAGUAAACAUUUUAAUUAAUAUGAUAUAUUUCUUUAAAGAUGAAAGUAUUACGUACAUGUUUUCUUGUAGGUUUUUUAAAAAUGAAAACUUGAUUAUGUAUUGAAUAUUAUUUACUUACAAUAUUAGAUUUACUCCAGAAAACUGAAUUUAUGUUUUCUUUAAUAAACUAUCAUUCU